CUCUUACGCUGAUAUCGAUCAGAAAGAUGACCAAUGGUUUUAGGGACAAGUUGGGGGAAGGAGGCUAUGGCUCUGUAUACAAAGGAAAGGUUCAAAGUGGCCCUCUAGUAGUAGUUAAAAUGUUAAGCAAGCCUAAAGCUAAUGGGCAAGAAUUCAUUAAAGAAGUCGGUACCAUCGGAAGGAUUCAUCAUGUCAAUGUUGUUCAGCUAAUUAGAUAUUGUGCCGAGAGAUCUAAGCGUGCUCUUGUGUAUGACUUCAUGCCUAAUGGGUCCCUUGAGAAGUACAUCUUUUCUCAAGAAGGAAAAUUGUUUUUACGUUGUAAGCAAAUGUUUAACAUUUCUCUUGGAGUGGCUCGUGACCUUGGAUAUUUGCAUAAGGGUUGUGAUAUGCAGAUCCUGCAUUUUGAUAUAAAGCUUCAUAACAUUCUUCUUGAUGACACUUUCACUCCAAAAGUUUCUGAUUUUGGGCUUGCAAAAUUGUAUCCAAUAGAUGAUAGCAUUGUGACAGUGACUGCAGCAAGAGGCACCUUAGGCUACAUGGCUCCGGAGUUGUUCUACAAAAGCAUCAAGGGUAUUUCCUAUAAAUCUGACGUUUAUAGUUUCAGAAUGUUGUUGAUGGAAAUGGCAGGAAAGAGAAGAAAUUGGAACACAUCAGCUGAUUCAAGCCAAAAUUUCUUCCCUUCAUGGGUUUAUGAUCAAUUCGCUGAAGGAAGGAACCUAGAAAUGCGAGAGACCACAGAGGAGAGUGACAUAGUAAAGAAGAUGAUGUUAGUAUCUUUGUGGUGUAUACAAAUGAACCCUAGUGAUCGUCCCUCCAUGAACAAAGUCAUUGAGAUGCUUGAAGGAAAUAUUGAAUUGCUUCACAUGCCUCCAAGGCCUUUUUUGUAUCCACAAGCUAUGCCGGUUGACAAUAAUGGAAUGAACAUAUGUUUGUCCAAUUUGUCAAGUGCUUGUUUGGAUUCUAUCACUCAUAUCACAAGUGGACGCUAAAUUCUCAAGACCAAACAUCCUAGAUUUAAGGCUGCUGAUUCCAUCCGAUUUGGAUUUGAUGGUUUUGGAAGACAAGACUAUCAGUUUCAUGUAAGGUGUUUCGCAGGCGUAAGCUUAGCAAAACUUGUACUUUGGUUUUGAAUCAAACAAUGCGAAUAUUGACAUUUUCUAUGUUAAGCUCUUCAAGAUUUGUAUCGUUGUUUUAUUGUAUUGGGCUCAAAAUUUGUCUCUUAUUAGACUAAUUAGUUUGAUGUUAAUUUGCA
Molecule: messenger RNA, 1252 nt
Organism: Rhododendron vialii
Lineage: Eukaryota; Viridiplantae; Streptophyta; Magnoliopsida; Ericales; Ericaceae
Product: rust resistance kinase Lr10-like
Exons: 1
Coding region: 27-989 (320 amino acids)
Biological process (GO): protein phosphorylation
Molecular function (GO): ATP binding; protein kinase activity
Source: RefSeq, a predicted model, not a curated record